AUGACCGAAACCUGGGGAAAGCCCCCACCUCGGUGCGGAUUGUGCCAGUGGACCUCGGCCCAGAGCAUUGACAAAGUUGAGAAGGGAAUCCGUCAAUCGGGCACUCAAGAUGAGCCUUUCCACAAGUUGGUGAAGAACAGCGCGUACUACAGUCGCUUCCAGACCAAGUACAAGCGUAGAAGAUCCGGAAAGACCGACUACUAUGCCCGCAAGCGCCUGAUCACCCAGGCCAAGAACAAGUACGGUGCCCCCAAGUACCGUCUUGUGGUCCGCUUCACCAACCGGGACAUCAUCAUGCAAAUCGUCACCUCGGAGCUCACCGGCGACAAGGUCUUCGUCGCCGCCUACGCCCACGAGCUCCCCGCCUACGGCAUCACCCACGGUCUCACCAACUGGGCCGCCGCCUACGCCACCGGUCUCCUGAUCGCCCGCCGCGCCCUCUCCAAGCUCGGCCUCGACAAGACCUUCACCGGUGUCGAGGAGGCCGACGGUGAGUUCACCCUCACCGAGGCCGCUGAGACCGAUGACGGCGAGCGCCGCCCCUUCAAGGCCAACCUCGACGUCGGUCUCCACCGCACCUCCACCGGUGCCCGUGUCUUUGGUGCCAUGAAGGGUGCCUCUGACGGUGGUAUCCUCGUCCCCCACUCCGAGAAGCGUUUCCCCGGUUACGACAUGGAGUCCAAGGAGCUCGACGCCGAGACCCUCAAGAACUACAUCUUCGGCCAGCACGUCGCCGAGUACAUGGAGACCCUCGCCGACGACGAUGAGGAGCGCUACAAGUCCCAGUUCCAGCAGUACAUUGACGACGACGUCGAGGCCGACGGUCUCGAGGAGCUCUACACCGAGGCCCACGCCGCCAUCCGCGAGGACCCCUGGAAGAAGGAGGAGUCCGAGAACAAGAAGACCAAGGAGGAGUGGAAGGCCGAGUCCAAGAAGUACAAGACCAAGCGCCUCACAAAGGAGGAGAAGGAGCAGAAGGUCAAGGAGCGCAUCGCUGCGUACCGUGCCGAGUAA
Colletotrichum godetiae is the source of this 1014-nucleotide messenger RNA. Its product is annotated as ribosomal L18p/L5e family protein. Lineage: Eukaryota; Fungi; Ascomycota; Sordariomycetes; Glomerellales; Glomerellaceae. Gene Ontology annotation, molecular function: 5S rRNA binding; structural constituent of ribosome. The coding region runs from base 1 to 1014 and encodes 337 amino acids. Gene Ontology annotation, cellular component: ribosome; cytosolic large ribosomal subunit. Gene Ontology annotation, biological process: translation; ribosomal large subunit assembly. The transcript is spliced from 3 exons. The record is from RefSeq and is a predicted model, not a curated record.